This is a messenger RNA of Besnoitia besnoiti, 6156 nucleotides long. RefSeq names its product putative cell-cycle-associated protein kinase CDK. Gene Ontology annotation, cellular component: nucleus; cyclin-dependent protein kinase holoenzyme complex. Bases 1 to 6156 code for a protein of 2051 amino acids. Gene Ontology annotation, biological process: protein phosphorylation; positive regulation of transcription elongation by RNA polymerase II. The record is from RefSeq and is a predicted model, not a curated record. Gene Ontology annotation, molecular function: ATP binding; cyclin-dependent protein serine/threonine kinase activity; RNA polymerase II CTD heptapeptide repeat kinase activity. NCBI's taxonomy places the organism in Eukaryota, Apicomplexa, Conoidasida, Eucoccidiorida, Sarcocystidae. The transcript has 15 exons.
AUGGCGCGGACAGAGCCCUCCCUGGAGGCGCCAGGCGUCUCCUCGCCUCCCUCGCUUCUUCUCUCGCGCCUCCUGCGGCGGCUGUUGCUUCCGCUCUUCGCCUCGCCUGUGGCGCUUGCGGCUUCUGCGCCCGCUGCCGCGGCGCCCGCGCCUUCGCCGGCGGGUCACAACGAGGCGCAGGUCUCCGCUUCGUCCUCUGCUUCCUCCGCGGCCUCCUCUGGAUUCCUUACAGAGCCGCGGCGGCGCAGGAUCCUCGCUGAGCUCGCUCGGCGGUACGCCGCGCCUCCGCUUCUCGACCUCGCGGGCGGCGGUCAGUCGGGCGCUGACAGAGACCUCUCUUGCGCGCUCAGGCUGACCUGCGAGACGCGCGUUCUGGAGGCGGCUGAAAAGCGCGAGGAGGCGCCUGCAGAAGGCGAGGAGGGCGGCAAAGAAGAGGCGCGGCGACUGCGCGCGACGCUCUCCGCGCCGCUCUCAGUCCGCGCGCUGCUCGCGGUCUUCGACGCGCAUCUGGGCGAGAUUCAGGGGGAGAUCGAGGCGCGCACAAAGACCCGACAGGGCCUCUCUCUCCGCCCCGCGGCGCAUGCAGAGAUCCCCGAGAGCCAGAACGAGCCCGAUGCGUUGCCGCCGGUGCCUGUGGACGCCUCCAUGGAGACGCAGGCGUCUCCUCUGGGGUCGGCGCGCCUCAAGCGCGAAGAAGGCGACGCGCUCCCAAAGCAAGAGGCGCCAGAGUUGCGCCAGACGCGAGAAGAAGACGAGUUGCUUCAGGAUGAAGCGGCGCUGCUGUUCCUCCGGAGGCGGUGCCUGCAGUGGAUAGGUCUCUGGCGCGUGGCUGCGCACACCUUCUCUCCCUCCGGCCGAAGAGGCCUCAGGCAGCUGCUCCUGCGCGAGAGCAGAAGAUCCGCCGCCAAGAGGCCUCGCAGGCGAGGCGCCUCGCCCUCCGCUGACGGCGAGGGACUCUGGACUGGCGCCCACCGCGCUGCCGCCGCGCUGCGCGCGGAGAGCGGAGACGCAGACGGCGAGGAGAAGGAGGAAGGAGAAGAGGCGGAGAACUGCGCGGCGAAGGCGAGUGUGGGGUCGCGGAGCGGUCGCGAAGGCGCAGGCACUAAAGAGAAACGCGGAAAGGCGAAGACGUUUUUCGUGAUGCCGAUUGGGGGACAGAGCGCCAGACAAGUCGUGAAGGUGCAGCAAGUGGGCCAAGGCGCCUACGGCGACGUGUGGCUCGCGGAGGACAUCAAGAAUCGCCGGCGCGUGGCGAUGAAGAAGAUGAAGCUGAUGGCGCCUCCGCCGCUUCCGAAUGCGAACCAGAAUCCGCCGCCGCCUCCGCAGAGUCUCGCGAACCUGAGGCGGCCUUCCUCCUCUGCGGCGCCGAAGGCAGACGAGAAGGUGCGCGCGGAGAAGACGCGUGAGGAGAAGACCGCGGGCGAUAAGGGCCUGGGGGGCGUUGCAGCGGUCGCGGCAGCGUGCCAGCAGAUGAACAACGCGGGCGAAGAACGCGAAGGCUUUCCACGCACAGCGAUUCGCGAAAUCUCCCUUCUCAACGAGCUCUCAGAUAGCAAACACAUCGUCGAGCUCCUGGCGGUCGUUCACUCCAAACCACGGCUGAACGACCGACACCACCGCGGCGCAGUCUGGAUGGUCUUCGAGUACCUCCCAUUCGACUUGCUGGGAUUUCUAGACGCCAUUCGAGACACCAAGGAACGCAGAGAAAAGUACACGCGGCCGCAAACUUGGCUGUCGAUAGGAGAAAUUAAAGGCAUCCUUCUGCAGCUGUUCACGGCGCUGCAUCACUGUCACCGGAGGAACGUCGUUCACCGCGAUUUGAAGAGCGCGAAUUUGCUGAUGGACGCAGAAGGAACAGUCAAGCUCGCGGACUUUGGUCUCGCGCGCAAAUUCACGAAAUUCCCUGUGCUCACGAAUCGCGUGAUUACCCUCUGGUACCGCCCGCCAGAGCUCCUCCUCGGCGCGGAGUCCUACGACGGCAGCAUCGACAUGUGGAGCGCCGGCUGCAUCAUGGCGGAGCUCGUCUGUGGCAUGCCUCUCUUCGCCGCAGACCGCGAAGCCGCGCUACUCAGGCAAAUCGUCGAGAAAGUCGGGCCGCCGUCGGAGGCAGAUUUGGCGAGUCUGAAGGCGCUGUGCCCCCAGCACUUCCGCCAGCAAGCCGGCCGAGAAGAACGCGAUCCUCUGUUCGAUGGAACUGGCAGCGAUCGCUCGCUGGACAUCCAGCGACUCUUCAAGUACCGAAAUCAAGUCGGCGAUGAAGGUUGGGAUCUUCUGCGCCAGCUGCUUGCGUGGGACCCGACGAAAAGAAUUACGGCGCGAGCUGCGCUUCAGCACCGUUGGUUCGCCACGCACCCGCUUCCAAAGAGAGUCGAGAAACGCGCGAAUCUGAACGCGGCGCACAGCUACGUUUCGAAGUACGCGCAGCGCCGCGGCGGUCGUGAUCCCCGCCAGCAGAGCGCGGCGAAGAAGGGAGGAAAAGAAGGCUCUUCGUCCGCGGGCGAUGAAGUCCGGUGCGAACGCGUUUCGGUCGGCGAGGCGCGGCUGGCAGCCUGGGGGAGGAGUGUCGAGUGGAGAGCUGCGAGACUCGAAACUCUGCGCCGCCUGUACCGCGAACGUCAGCAGGAGGACGGGCUCGCGUCGCCUCAAUUGGGGCCGAGCGCGGCGGCUGCGCCUGCGGCGGAGGGCAGAGGCGCGGCGUCGUUGAGUGCGGCGGCGGAGCCUGUGCUGUCGGCGUUGCUCCAUCCGCGCGCGGCUUCGGCGCUGUCUGCUUCGCUUCACUCUAGCGACUCGCUCGCCUCUUCGCGCUCGUCGCUGCCGCUCGUGAGCUCUGCGACGCCUCCCUGCGCGAGUCUGCCGACGGCUGCGGAGGCCUUUCCGCGGAGAGACGGAGUCCUGCGCCCGUCCGGCAGCAGAGAGGCUACCGGCGCGAGCGAGCGAGACGCGGAGCUCCUCCUACCACGCAGGACAGAAGGCCCGCGCGAGAAAGACAAAUGCGACAGGGCGGCGCGCGGCGCGCGGUCGCCGCUGUCGCUCUCGCGCUUCUCGCCUGCGAGGUGGAAAGACCGCAGAGACGCCGGAGAGCCCAAAAAGGAGAAGCGACCGUAUUCUCGAGAAGGCGAGAGCGAGGCGCGGCGGGACGACGACGGCGGGAGAGAGAGCGACCGCCGCGGCGCCAGCAGCUUGCGCAGUCGUCCGUCGCCGUCGCGUUUCGCGUCGCCUGCGCGCGAAGCGGAGUUCCAGUUGAGCGCGUGGCGCGGCGGUGAAGAGCGGCGACGCAGCCCGCGCCCGCGGCGAGGAGGAGACAGUUUCGCGGAGGAAGCCUUGUCCGCGCACGACGAGCACCGCGGCAGGCACGCAUACAGUCAGGAAGGCGCGAGGCGCAGAGACGAUUCCCCAGGGAUCUUUGCUCACAGCUGCGCGCUGCCCGCGCCCCAUGGCAAGGAGAGCGGCGCGCGCAUGCGCUUUCGAGAGCCGAGUCCCGCAGAGGAGGCGGCCGCCGCCGCGCGCCUCUCGCCCUCGGGGUCGGUCAGCGACAUGACCAACAGCAGCGACGACGAGCGGACGCGGGCCGCACGGAGGCCUGCCGCCGCCGGCGCAGGCCAGGCGGUAGGGCUUCAGCGGGACUGCGACGGCUCGAGAGGCGGCCGCAGGCGCCACAGCGGCGAGGCGAGUGCAGGGGCGGCAGCUUCUCCGUCUGCGUCGCCGCCGGAGCGCACGCAAAGGAGCGCCUUCGGCCUGCGCGGCUACCGCGAGAACGAGGAAAAGAGAAGGAGCUGGGGGGGGAAGCGGGGUCGCGAGGCCUCCGCGCAGACCUCUCCGGCGCACCCCCGCCCCCCCCCGGCCGACGCCAAGCGACCCCGGCAGGAUGAGAGGGAGAGAGGAGAUUCUGAGGCGAGAGGGAGAGACAGUGACGUGGGCAGGAACGCCGAGCUCGCCGCAGGCGGCCUGUCUCCUGGCUCGUUCUCCUCUUUCCUCUCGUCGCCGGCGGUGGAGCUCCCGAGAGGAGCCGACGAAGACGGGCGCGGGCGCGGGGGGUGCGAGGCCGGUGAAGGCAGAUCGCGUGGCGACAGUCUCUCGGUUGCGAAGAAACAAGAAGAGCGCAGACGAAAGGCCUUCGAUCUCUUCAAAAGGACCGCGUUCCAAGGCGCCGGCGGGGUGGAGCCGACGCGAAAUGCCUCUGGCGAGUCUGAAACUCAGUGCGCGGACGAGCGCGGCGGUGCAAGCGAAGUCCCCACAAAGGGGACUGGAAGCGCCUCUUCUCGCCCUGCGCCGGGGCCAGAAGUCACCGGAGAGCCGGAGGAGGAGGCCGUGCGAACUGGCUACGCGAAUGAGGCAGAGGAGGGCCUCGCGGCGAGGAGACACGCGGCUGACCGCGGUGCGCCCGGCGGGGGGUCCGCAGGUGGGGCGGCGAGGAGCUGUCGCCACGAGGCGCGAGGCGGAGAGACUUCUCUGCCGGCGGGGGGCGAGCGGGCGUCUUCGGUCACGACCGAAGAGCAGAGGCGUUUCUUCCUGCCCUCGGUACAAAGCAGCCUCUCGAGCCCCGGCGCGCCGGGGGAGGGAGCUGGCGGGUACCGGCCAGCGGACGAGGACGACGCGCGAGACAGAAAGAGAAGAAGGGAGAAAGGCGACGCGCGCGCGGCAGAGGGGCAUCGCCGCGCCUGCCGCGGGAAGGAUCCCGAGCGCGACUCCGCCGCCCGCGACGCCGCGCGCCAGAGGAGACGAGAGAGAGAGCGGGAGGCUGAGCGCAGCGACGCAGGGAGGCGAGAGGACGGCGGACGUGCGGGCUGUCAGGAGGCGGGCGGGGCGGGCGCGAGUUCGCGGCACCGCGCCGACCGGGACGGGUUUCCAGAGGAUCGGCGGUGGUCAGAAAAGGACGGCGAUUUCCGCACCCGUUCUUCUUCGAGGUCCGUGUCUCCUUUCUCUCUCCUGCACCACGACGGCGCUCGCCGCGGCGGGAGCGACCUCGAGCGAAAACACAGCCGUCCGCCGUCCUGGGGCAUGCCGGCGGGCGCCAAAGAGGACGCGCGCCUCUUGCCUGCGUACCUCUCGCCUGCUCUUUAUCCGCCGGCGUUCGCCGACGCGCGGGCUUGCGAGGACGAGGAGAGGCGGCGCGAGGGCGAGCGCGAGGCGGGCAGCCGCGAAGGCUUGAGCGGCGGCGGGGGCUACGCCUCCAGGUACCGCGGGCGCGGCGACGAUGGCGCGUUCGCGUCGUCCUUCUCCUCGCAUCUCGCGAGAGACCGCCACGCGCGCCGCGACCGCGAGGAGGCGGAGAACGACCGCGACGCACGCGCGAGAAGGAAAAAGAGCGAGGCGGCGGCGGGGUACUACGGGAGCUACGCAUCCCACGCCUCCGACAGCGGAGCCUCCAGAGGGCGAGAAGAGAAACGCGAGGCGCGGCGCGGCCGCGAACGGGGGGACGGACCCCGCGAGGACGAGGAGGAGCGGAGAGGCGAUCGAGAGAGAGACAACGAGCAGCAGCACGGGGGGAGUGGGAAGGCCGGGGGUGGUGAGGACGACCCGAGGGGCAGGCGCCGGGUCCUGGCGGAGAGCUUUGAGCGAAAGCCCGACGCGCGCGCGAGCCUCAAACUGCGGUCGAGUGACGCGACUUUCGCCUCCAGUGCCGAGCCCUCCGGCAGAGACUUACACGCGGCGGGCGCUUCGCGGCCUGCGCCGGCCUCAGGCGCCGCAACUGAGUGCGCUUGCGGACUGCGGCAGACUGCUGGGGAGGAGGAGCAUCGCAGCGGGCGCGCGGGAACGCUGCAGGCGACGGGCGGCGAGCCCCCGCGGGCCUCCACGCGCGGUCGGACCGCAGAGGCCAGCCGGGCGGGGGAGACAAAGGACGAAAGAAGAAAGUUUUCGCGCGCGAGCGGCGCCGUAGGGAAGGGCAAGGCGACGGCGAGUAUGAGAGAGAGCGACGAAGAACAAAAGACGGUCGCAGAGACGACGCGCGCAGACCCGGCGCCAGGCGUGGCGAUGGCAAGUCAGGUGUGUCUCCCCGCGGGGGCGCGAGUGUGGGGAGAGCGGAGAGGGAGAGAGGAAGUGAAAAGAAGCGAGAGGAGUGGAGCUCGGCGACGGCGCAGAGGGCGAGAGGCACGCGGAGACGAGCAGCUUGAAGGAGUCUGCUGCGGUGGGCGCGCAAGCAGGGAGAGCCUGUGA